This is a messenger RNA of Choloepus didactylus (southern two-toed sloth), 1612 nucleotides long. RefSeq names its product hydroxysteroid dehydrogenase-like protein 2. The record is from RefSeq and is a predicted model, not a curated record. Gene Ontology annotation, cellular component: mitochondrion. Lineage: Eukaryota; Metazoa; Chordata; Mammalia; Pilosa; Megalonychidae.
CUCGUCGCUGCAGUCGUUUCCACUGCCUGAGGUCUUCGAGAGCCAUGCUACCCAACACCGGGAAGCUAGCAGGAUGUACGGUUUUUAUCACAGGUGCAAGCCGUGGCAUUGGCAAGGCCAUUGCAUUAAAAGCAGCAAAAGAUGGAGCAAAUAUCAUUGUUGCUGCGAAGACCACCCAGGCACACCCCAAACUUCCAGGCACAAUCUAUACUGCUGCUGAAGAAAUUGAAGCAGCUGGAGGAAAGGCCUUGCCAUGUGUUGUUGAUGUGAGAGAUGAACAGCAAAUCAAUGAUGCAGUGGAGAAAGCAGUUGAGAAAUUUGGAGGUAUUGAUAUUUUGGUGAAUAAUGCCAGUGCUAUUAGCUUGACCAACACAUUGGAAACACCUACAAAAAGAGUGGAUUUGAUGAUGAAUGUCAACACCAGAGGCACCUACCUUAUCAAAGCAUGUAUCCCUUACUUGAAAAAGAGUAAAAUUGCUCAUAUCCUCAAUCUUAGCCCACCUCUGAACCUGAAUCCAUUGUGGUUCAAACAACACUGUGCUUAUACCAUUGCUAAGUAUGGUAUGUCUAUGUGUGUGCUUGGAAUGGCAGAAGAAUUUAAAGGUGAAAUUGCAGUCAAUGCCUUACGGCCUAAAACAGCCAUACACACGGCUGCUAUGGAUGUGCUGGGAGGAUCUGGAAUUGAAAGCCAAUGUAGAAAAGUUGAUAUCAUUGCAGAUGCUGCAUAUUCCAUUUUCAAAAAGCCAAAAAGUUUUAGUGGCAACUUUAUUAUUGAUGAAAAUAUCUUAAAAGAAGAAGGAAUAAAAAAUUUUGACAUCUAUGCAGUUAAACCAGGCCAACCUUUGAUACCAGAUUUCUUCUUAGAUGAACUUCCAGAGACAGUUGCCAAGAAAAUGGAAUCACACAGUAAUGUUCCAGCAUUUAAAGAGGAGAAGCAGCAGCCACAACGAAAAUCAAGUUCUGGAGCUGUGGAAGAAACGUUUAGAAUUGUUAAGGAAUCUCUCAGUGAUGAUGUUGUCAAAACCACUCAAGCAAUCUAUCAGUUUGAACUCUCAGGUGAAGAUGGUGGAACAUGGUUUCUUGAUCUUAAAAGCAAGGGCAGGAAUGUUGGAUAUGGAGAGCCCUCUGAUCGGGCAGAUGUGGUAAUGAGUAUGUCUACUGAAGAUUUUGUAAAAAUGUUUUCAGGAAAACUAAAACCAACAAUGGCAUUCAUGUCAGGAAAAUUGAAGAUUAAAGGUAACAUGUCUCUAGCAAUCAAAUUGGAAAAACUAAUGAAUCAGAUGAAUGCCAAACUGUGAAAGAAAAGGAAAAAACAAAAACAAAAUGAAACUGUCAGCCCUAAGCUCAACAAGUAAAAACCUCACCUGUUUAAAAUCUAAUGUUGUGUCCUUCCCUCUUGUAUGAAUAUGCAUGCUUAUCCUAGAGAAAAUGAAAUUUCUUUACCUAUAAGAUUUGAAAUUGUAAUUAGAACAUCUAGCUAAUCAAACAUAAGCUUCAUUAAGUGGAAUUCUAAGACUCUGUUUUUUAAUAUUUUGUGGGAUUUGCUCUCUGAGCAUUUACCAUCUUCUUCCAAGAAAAAUAUUAUAAGCAGUCAGUCAGGGUCAACCAGUAA